Messenger RNA from Dalotia coriaria, 4687 nucleotides. It is a transcript of the gene Toll-7, whose product is annotated as Toll-like receptor 7. Gene Ontology annotation, biological process: signal transduction. The coding region runs from base 415 to 4368 and encodes 1317 amino acids. NCBI's taxonomy places the organism in Eukaryota, Metazoa, Arthropoda, Insecta, Coleoptera, Staphylinidae. The transcript has a single exon. The record is from RefSeq and is a predicted model, not a curated record. Gene Ontology annotation, molecular function: protein binding.
GCGGCAGCGCUCGUCGGAACUUUAGUCUUGCGUCGACUGUUGCCACGGUCGGUUCGUACCUGUAGGCAGCGCGCGCAGAGUUUUCACUCGAGUGUUGCAACUUGAAACAAGAACAAGUCCUCGAAAGAGCAACCGAGGCGGACCAACAGUUAUGUGCUUCAGUUCGUGUUAGAAUAAAAACGAGUUUACUUGGAGCGAUCAGUGUGUGUGUUCUCAGUGCGACCCACAUUAUUCAAUUUUGAAUUGCUUGGAUUACAAUUACAACUAUCAACAAUGUGCGGGGUGUAACGAAAAGUUGCGAACUUUUUUGGAUUUCCGGGACGGCUAACUUCUAUGUUAGUUAGGACAUGAUUACGAAUUGUCGAUUCGCGACUUGAAAAACUUUUUCGUUUUUUCUAAGUUCAGUUGGUGAAGAUGUGGUCGCAGGCGCAUAUUUUAGCGCUUCUCGCGUUCUUCGCCGCGGUAGCCUGGGCCAGAUUCGAUGGGCCGGAGCAGUGCACCUCCAGAGUGGAUUCUACGGAUACUGCCGCAGCUACGCGUCUUGCAGUCACAUGCAGGAUGCGGACGCUGGAUGAGUCAAGUGCUAACUUAAGCACGCUUCCUGAAGGCAUCACUCGCUUGCGACUAUUUUGCAGCGAUGUGUCCCACUUUGAGAGCACGUUACCAUCGGGCGCCAUUAGGCGACUUGAAGAUUUACAAGAAUUGCAGAUUGAGAGCUGUAAGCUGACGAAUAUCGAUAGCAAUUCCUUCUUCGGAUUGAAGUCUUUGAAGAAAAUUGCUAUCAAUACCCGCAACUCGGAGUGGUCCAAUGGAAAAUCGCUCCAACUGACGACUAGCAGUUUAUCAGGCUUAAAGGAGCUGCAAAUCUUGAAUUUGGGUGAUAAUAACAUCCGCGCUCUUCCCGAAGGCGUUUUUUGCCCCUUGAUCAAUUUGCAAACACUGAAUCUCACUCGCAACCGAAUUAAAAACUCUGAGCGUCUUGGGUUUGGGGACGGUAACGAUAGGGUAGCGAUGUGCAGCAGCAUGGAUCUUCAAACUUUGGACUUGUCCUACAACGAGAUGCGAUCGUUAAGUGACACGUCCGGCUUCUCGCGGCUCCGAAGAUUGCAGCAAUUGAAUUUGCAAUUCAAUAACAUCAGCGAAGUUUCCGCCGAUGCUCUUAGUGGGCUCGUCUCUUUAAGAAUUCUGAAUCUUGCAAACAACAAGAUCAGUGAAUUGCCACAGGGAUUGUUUACUAACUCUCGUGAAUUGCGCGAAGUGCAUUUACAAAACAACUCACUUUUUGCACUUGCCAAAGGAUUGUUUCAUCGCUUGGAGCAGCUCUUGGUAUUGGAUCUGUCGGGCAAUCAAUUGACGAGUGGUCACAUCGAUGCUGGCACUUUCACCGGAUUAAUUCGACUUAUCGUGCUUAAUCUGUCUCACAAUGCUCUCACACGCAUCGAUGGACGUACUUUCAAAGAUUUGUUUUUCUUACAAAUUUUGGAUCUUCGAAACAACUCUAUUGGAUUUAUCGAGGACAACGCGUUUUUGCCCCUUUACAAUCUUCACACUUUGAACUUGGCUGAAAACCGUCUCAACACCAUCGGUCCCUUGUUGUUUAAUGGUUUGUUCGUGCUUAGCAAAUUAACGCUGAACAAUAAUUUGAUUGUGAACGUGGACGCUGGCGCCUUCCACAACUGUUCGGCGUUGAAAGAACUUGACCUAAGUUCCAACGUUCUCGAAGAAGUUCCGGAAGCCGUACAGGAGCUUACCUUCUUGAAGACGCUAGAUCUUGGCGAAAAUCAGAUCAGCGGCUUCAAGAACGGCACGUUCAAGAAUUUAAAUCAGCUCACCGGCUUGCGCCUCAUCGAUAACAAAGUCGGCAAUCUUACGCGCGGAAUGUUCUGGGACCUGCCCAGCUUGCAAGUACUGAAUCUGGCUAAGAACAAGGUGCAGAAUAUCGAACUCGGUACGUUCGAGCGCAACAUGCAAAUCGAGGCGAUUCGCUUGGAUGAAAAUUACCUGACGGACAUUAACGGCAUCUUCGUGACGCUAGCUAGCCUCCUCUGGUUGAACUUAUCCGGCAAUCAUCUGGUGUGGUUUGACUAUGCGUUCAUUCCAAGCAACCUCAAGUGGCUGGACAUUCACGGCAACUUCAUCGAACACCUCAACAACUACUACAAGAUGCAGGACACGAUUCGCGUAAAGACGUUGGAUGCUAGUCAUAAUAGAAUUAGUGAAGUCUCACCGAUGAGCAUACCAAACAGUAUUGAACUCCUGUUCAUUAACAACAACUUCAUCAAGAAGGUGCACCCGAACACGUUCCUAGACAAAACUAGUCUCACGCGAGUGGAUAUGUACUCCAACGAUCUGGUGAACCUCGAGCUGACCGCGUUGCGCAUGCCGCCAGUGCCGUUGAAUAGGUCUCUCGCAGAGAUCUACUUAGGCGGCAAUCCAUUUCAUUGUGACUGUUCCAUGGAGUGGCUCCAGCUGAUCAACAAUAUGACCGAGACGCGCCAGUAUCCGCGAGUGAUGGACUUGGACAAUGUCAUGUGCCGGAUGACACAUUCGCGGGGCAUGACGCACAUGCCGCUUGUGCGCGCUAAACCUGGUGACUUCUUGUGUACAUACGAAACACACUGCUUCGCGCUUUGCCAUUGUUGUGACUUUGACGCGUGCGAUUGCGAAAUGACGUGUCCUAGCAACUGCACUUGCUACCAUGACCAGACCUGGAACACCAACGUGGUUGAUUGUUCCGGGCAGAACGCCGUUGAAAUUCCCCAUCGCAUUCCUAUGGACGCAACUGAGGUGUACCUAGAUGGAAAUGAAUUCAAAGAAUUGCAAAACCACGUUUUUAUCGGGCGCAAGAACAUGCGUGUACUAUAUGUUAAUGGCAGUGGUGUCGAGACUAUUCAGAAUCGCACAUUCAACGGUCUGAAUGCACUCGAAACACUGCAUCUGGAGGACAACCGCAUUUUUGAACUGAAAGGAUACGAAUUCGAACAUUUGGCCCACCUGAAGGAGCUAUAUCUUCAGAAUAAUCUGAUUGCUUACAUCGGAAACAUGACGCUGACGCCGCUAAAGUCGUUGGAGAUAUUGCGUUUAGACGGAAACAAGUUAGUGGUCUAUCCCAUUUGGCAGCUGUCGAUGAACACGCGCCUCACCGAACUCACCCUCGGCAACAACCAGUGGUCUUGCCGGUGCAAGUUCCUGCAGGAGCUCACAUCCUGGGUUGCCGACAACGCCGCGAAAGUGAUCGAUAGUGCGGACAUUAUGUGCUACAACACGGACUCCAAACCGCCUCAGCGGCGUGAGCUCAACUUUAACAGCACCGCGUGCAGUGAUUACUACGCCGGCAGCAGCGUUCUCGAUAGUAUGUUUGAGCUAAACUAUCUCCCUACGGCCGUGAUCACUCUAUGUAUCAUACUCCUGCUGCUUCUGAUCUUGGUGUUGUUUUUCAUUUUCCGCGAUCCAGUGCGCGUGUGGCUGUAUUCGCGAUACGGUGUGCGACUUUGCAGUUUCCGUGCUGCUGCCGCCAAGCAGUUCGAAGAACGCGAUAAACUCUACGACAGCUUCGUGUGUUACAGUCCCAAAGAUGAGGAAUGGGUGGUGCAGUCGCUCGCCACCGAACUAGAACAAACCUUCCAAUUGUGUCUGCAUUAUCGUGAUCUGCCACACGCCGCUUAUCUUCAACACGCUGCUCCUGCGGUGCUGGAGGCGGCUGAAUCCAGUCGGCGAGUGAUAAUUUUCCUCACGCGCAACUUUAUGCAAACAGAAUGGUCGCGCUUUGAGCUGAGGCAAGCUUUGCAUGAAGCUCUUAAAGGGCGCGUGUUCAAAUUGAUCAUCAUCGAGGAUGGCCCGCUGCCGGAGGCAGAGUUGGACCCCGAAUUACGUCCAUAUCUCAAGACUGGGCACAGAAUACGCUGGGGCGAACGUCGUUUCCUUGAGAAACUAAAGUAUGCCAUGCCCUCAGUAGAGCCACGCGGUAAAAUUAACGCUAAUUAUCGCCGCAAUAUCAACAACUACACAAUAGAAUCUCGAGUUGUCGCUAACGGUACGCACAACCAUACGUAUCCAGAGAAAAUCAAGACGCCGGCGCCGCAUAGCCCUGGCAUGCAGAUGUUCCCACCGCCGGCGUAUACGGCCGGCUUGAGUCACGACGGCGACGACGCUAAUUACUCGUCGGCGACGACGGCGACGCCAUCGCCGCGACCGAUGCGACGCGUGCAAGAGCCUCGGCCGCUCUCAGAUCACAUCUACUCCAGCAUCGACUCGGAUUACAGCACGUUAGAGCGUGGCGCGUCGGGCAGGCGUGGGCCUCCAUGGAGGCCACAUCCGCCGCACGUGAUGCUGCAAUCGGGAGGUGGCGGCCAAGCUUACCUCGUGUGAUAACCUACUUGACUGAUUAGACCUUAUAAACAAAUGAAAGACUUUAAACCUAUGAAUAGUUAAAAACAAGGAAAUCGAACACUACUAAAAAGUAAACUAAUCAUGAAAAGUGUACUAUAAGAAUGAAAGAAAAAGGAACUAAUUAAUUUGUAUUAUUUUUGUACAUUUUUGUAUAUAGAUAUAUUUAUUAUUUGUUUAUUAUUAUCAUUUUUAUUAUGAUUUUUUUUUGUAUUAUUUGUGUAUAUUUUUUACGUGUUGAGAGGAAGAUACAAUUGAUACUGCAAAUUUUGAAAAAUAAAUAUGCGAUGUGAAAAAAUAA